This is a messenger RNA of Hyposmocoma kahamanoa, 878 nucleotides long. RefSeq lists its product as uncharacterized. Gene Ontology annotation, cellular component: MICOS complex. The coding region runs from base 1 to 741 and encodes 246 amino acids. Lineage: Eukaryota; Metazoa; Arthropoda; Insecta; Lepidoptera; Cosmopterigidae. The transcript is spliced from 7 exons. The record is from RefSeq and is a predicted model, not a curated record. Gene Ontology annotation, biological process: cristae formation.
AUGAUAAGAAAAGUGGUGCUCGGGACGGGGUUGCUGGCGUUCGUGCCGCAAGUACGGGCAGCGACGCCGGUGGAUGAUCAACCUGAGCCGCACAAACCGCCGCCAAUGAGGCCCUCAGACCUGCCCUAUUAUGACUCGCCUCACGCACAAUAUGGCGAAUUUGUUGAAAGUAAAGCAAAACAAAAAAAUGAUAGCUAUAUAAGGAGAGUGCUACUAGAGCCGGUGAAAUCUACGAGGGAACAGGUGCAGAGCGUGUUUAAGCAUACAGAUGGCAUCAAGAAUACUGUGAUGGACAAUUAUAAGGAGUUCAAGGACCGGACUGACUGGAUUGUAAAGUACCUUCAAGAGGAAGAGAAUAAGGAAGUUAGGUAUGGCGCAGUGGUGAUGGGAGGCCUUACAGGGUUCAUAUUUGGUCUUCGUGGAGGCUUUUUCAGGAGGAUAAUCUAUACGAGUGUUGGAACAACGGCAAUGGGCGCAGUCUGCUUCCCAGAGGAAACAAGCCAGCUGGCUGCGAAAAACGGUGUGCUGGCCAAACAGUAUAUUAACAUUGCAUAUAAUUUCUUUUAUGGAGUUAAACCGGGCGAUCCACAACUUGAGGUGAAAUUCCCUGAGCUAUCUUUCCCCAAAGAUUUCUCAGGGUUCGUGGACCUCACAGUGUCAAUGGCAUCUAGCAUCAAACAGGCUUUAAUGCCUCCACCCACUAAAGAGGAGGCAGAAAGCAAACCAGAGAAAAAGGAAUAGUUGACUACUAUCUAAGUGAAGAUAAAGUAGACGAACAGACAUUACAGAGUUCGUGAACCAGGUUUUAGUGUAUUAUUUAUUUGUUCCAGUAUCAUUUGUAAACGAGUUUUGAAAUAAAACAUUAUUUUUAUUUUCAA